AGUCCCAUGAGCACACGACUCGGCGCUUGAGCUUUCCAAUCAUCGUUCAAACAGUUCGCCAGUGGUACCUCCGCCACACGCAAAUCCGUGACGGCGAGAGUGUGCCCAACGAAUAAGCAGUUCGACGCACAACGUAACCAUGUCCGCCAGCGAAGAGACGGUGAAGCAGGAGCAGCCCCCCGAGACCAGGGAAAUGGGGGAGACGGGCAAGGUUGACGAGACGCACAAGACACAAGACGCAGAAGAGACGCCUGCAGCGGACAAGGGUGCCGGGGGAGAACAGAGACCACCUUCCCAGGAUGGUUCCGAAAGAGACACGGACAGUUUUGAGGAUGCCGUCGAGACCGGGUCGCUGAGGUCACUGACGAAACGCCAACAGCCUGUCAACCCUCUGCCCCUGCCCGCCGAGGAACAGACUGGUGCCGGCCACGAGGAAGGGGAGGAGGCAUCACAGCCUGCUGCGGCGAACGGAGACGUCGAUUCACAGGAGGCGACAGCAGAGAGGAAGAUCCCCCGUCCUCUCUCGCAACUUUCUACCGGCUCUCUCGAUAAUGUAAACCUCGACGACGACGACGCGACAGCAACGACGGCCGAAUCUCGGCAAGGCACGUCCCAGCAGCUGAAACUGAACGCUCGCGGCCCGUACCAACACGCUAACUCCCUCCCAGUGAAGAGCCCCCCGCCAGAGAAGGCGUCCAAGACCAUGUCCUUCAGCAGCAUAACCAAUGCGCUGCCGCCGAUGCCGUGGUCGCCGCCCGCCACCGAAUCCCGCUCAAAGAGCCCCCCUGCUGCUGCUGCUGCUGCUGCUGCCCCCGCCCCCGCCCCCGCCCCCGCGCCAGCGUCGACGGGGAGGAAAUUCAACAGCCCGUUUUCGUGGCUUUCGCGAAGCUCCUCCAAGGAGCCUCCCGCGGCUCAAGCUGCUGCCCCGUCAACCCGGAGAAACACGGCUAGCUCGGUCGCCACUCUAACUAGCAAUCCGGAGAUGAUGCUGAGUAAACUGGAGGAGGAGAGGGCUGGGGAGGAUGGGACGCGCAACAGUCUCAAGGACCGCUUCAAGGCACUCCGCUUGAAGGAAGAGGCGGUAGCUGCCCCGGCCGAGGACGGCAAGACGUUGGCCGUAGCUGGCGACGGCUCGGAAACCGCGGUCGCGGCGCAGCCACCCGCUUCCCCCCUGCCACCAAAUCCGGACAAGAAUCUCGCGCCGGGAACCGCUUCGGGUGUCACAGCCGGGCCGUCUUCUAUCGCCGACGCCCCGGUGGACUGGGAUCUCUGGCAGAAGGUGGUCAACGAGGGCCCCGCCGCCGUUGCUCGGUCAAGCCCGGAGGAACUCAACAAGGCGAUCGCGACUGGCAUCCCGAACGCUAUCCGUGGCGUCAUCUGGCAGGUGCUCGCCCAGAGCAAGAACGAGGAGCUAGAAGCCGUCUACCGCGAACUCGUGGCACGGGGUACCGACAAGGAGAAGAAGGACAAGAACAGGCAGAGUAGCGGGACAACAAUAAGCGCUACCAUGAACGGCAGUGCCAAGGGUUCGGCAUCAUCUGCCUCUUCUGUUCACUCGGAUGGCUCCGGCUCAAAUGGUGUCCCGUCUCCGACCGACAAGGACUCGGAUUCCAUCAACAAGAAGGCCCCGGCUCUCUCGGCUGCCGAGCGGCAGAAGAAGGAGAAGGAGGACUUGGCCAUGCUGCAGAAGCUCGAGAAGACCAUCAGGAGAGACCUCGGUGCUAGGACUAGCUUCUCCAAGUUUGCCGCCGCCCAGGGGCUCCAGGAGGCCCUGUUUGGCGUCUGCAAGGCAUACGCCCUGUUCGACGAAGCUGUUGGCUAUGCUCAAGGCAUGAACUUCCUCAUCAUGCCGCUUCUCUUCAACAUGCCGGAAGAGGAGGCAUUCUGCUUGUUAGUGCGCUUGAUGAACCAGUACCACCUCCGCGAUCUCUUCGUGAACGACAUGCCCGGCCUUCACCUCCACCUCUACCAAUUCGAGCGGCUGCUCGAAGAUUUCGAGCCAGCACUCUACUGCCACCUUCGGCGACGUGGCAUCUCGCCCCAUCUCUACGCUACCCAAUGGUUCCUGACCCUCUUCGCCUACCGCUUCCCGCUACAGCUCGUCCUCCGCAUCUACGAUCUGAUCCUAUCCGAAGGCCUCUCUGCUAUUCUCAAAUUCGGCAUCGUCCUCAUGCAGAAGAACGCGGCUGCCCUCCUCGCCAUUCCCGACAUGACCCAGCUUACCAACUUCCUCAAGGACCGCCUCUUCGACGUCUACAUCGACUCCGCUCCUUCCUCCAAUUCCAUCCUCGAGAACGGUUUCUUCGGCAGCUCCUCCAGCAGCAUUGAUAAGGAGGUCUACCGCGCGGACCAGCUCGUCCGCGAUGCGUGCGAGGUCAAGAUCACGCCCGAGAUGCUCAAGGCGUACCAGGCCGAGUGGGAAGAGAAGACGCGCGCGGAGCGGGAGCGCGAGGCGGAGCUCGAGGCGCUGCGCGCCAGCAACGCCAGCUACGCGAUCCGCAUGCGCAAGCUCGAGGAGCGUCUGCAGCAAGUGGACGCCGAGCAGGCAUCGCUGGCAACCGAGCUGGUGCACACCAAGGUGGAGAACGACGAGCUGCGUGACGAGAACGAAGGACUCAAGAUCCAGGUGCAGGAGUUGCGCAUCGUUAUCGAGAAGCAGCCCGCGGAGCUGGAGAUGGCUUGGCAGCAGGAACGUGACGACCUCAUGAAGCGGAACGAGAAGGUGCACGAGGAGAACCAGCGCCUCGAGAAGGAGCUGUCGGAGCUCGAGGAGGAGCUGGUGCAGACAAAGAUGCGCUAUGCAGAGAUCAACUCGGCACACGAGACUCUGACGCGGAAAUGGACCGAUCUCAAGAGACAGUUCCAAUGAAUGAGUCUGUGCUCGCCCUUCCCCCACUCUGGGACCCGUCCGGGGAGGCUCUCGAUUCGAAACUGGAGCACCAAUCCCUUGCGG
This is a messenger RNA of Thermothelomyces thermophilus ATCC 42464, 2953 nucleotides long. RefSeq lists its product as uncharacterized. The transcript is spliced from 4 exons. Bases 140 to 2869 code for a protein of 909 amino acids. The record is from RefSeq and is a predicted model, not a curated record. NCBI's taxonomy places the organism in Eukaryota, Fungi, Ascomycota, Sordariomycetes, Sordariales, Chaetomiaceae.